CUUCAGUUAUGCCAUGAUCGUGGAUAUUUAGUGACACAAGAUGAGUUGGAUCAAACUUUGGAUGAGUUUAAGGCACAGUUUGGUGAUAAGCCCAGUGAGGGUCGCCCCCGUCGCACAGAUCUUACGGUUUUGGUCGCACACAAUGAUGAUCCAACUGAUCAGAUGUUUGUAUUCUUUCCUGAGGAGCCAAAGGUUGGCAUAAAGACCAUUAAAAUGUACUGUCAGAGGAUGCAGGAGGAAAAUAUCACCCGAGCCAUCAUAGUUGUGCAGCAAGGAAUGACCCCAUCUGCCAAGCAGUCACUGGUGGACAUGGCUCCCAAGUACAUCCUGGAACAGUUUUUCUGCAGCAGGAGCUUUUGAUUAACAUCACAGAACAUGAGCUGGUACCUGAACACGUGGUGAUGACUAAAGAUGAAGUGACAGAACUGCUGGCAAGAUACAAAUUACGAGAAUCCCAACUCCCUCGCAUUCAGGCUGGAGAUCCAGUGGCAAGAUAUUUUGGGUUAAAGAGAGGCCAGGUGGUAAAGAUUAUUCGUCCUAGUGAGACUGCUGGUCGCUACAUUACAUACCGAUUAGUCCAGUGA
Molecule: messenger RNA, 584 nt
Organism: Staurois parvus
Lineage: Eukaryota; Metazoa; Chordata; Amphibia; Anura; Ranidae
Source: the annotation of a GenBank genome assembly